AUGGGGGCAGCGAGGGGAGCAGCAGGAGGAGCAGGGACUGCUGCUUCUGCAGCAGCAGCUGCUGCUGCUCCUGCUGCUCCUGCUGCUCCUGCUGCGUUUCCGCGGUUUUCUCCUUGGAAUCAGCAGCAAACCCCUUGGGCCUCUUGGAGGCAUUUUUUAGAUAUAUGUGAAUCUCUUCUCGCACACGAGACUGCUCGAUGCAGGUGUAUCUGCAACAGCAGCAGCAGCAGCAGCUGCAGCAGCAGGGGCAGCUGCACUAUCUCCAGCAGCAUUAUCUGUAGCAGGAGUGAAAGCAGCAAUAGCAGCAGCAAGCGAGCAUUAAUCUGUUGCUGCCCUUGCGGCUCCUGCAGUGCUGCUGCAGAGGCUCCUCAUUCCCCUCCCUCGAAGCGCAGCAAGAAAUGCAACAGCAACAGCAGCAGCAACAGCAAUAGGAACAGCAGCAGCGAAGGGCUGCGCCGCCGUCUGCUGUUUGCUUGGGCGUCACUCUCUGCAUGCCGCGCAGCAGACAGCCGCCUGCCAGCAGCAGCAGAGCUGUUGCUGCAGCUGCUGGAGGUGUUCUUAUCGGAUGGCUAUUUCUUCCCCAGCAGCAGCAGCAGCAGGAGCAGCGGCAGGAACUGCAGCAGCAGCAGCAGCAGCUUGCUGCGCCAUGCCUACGGGCUGGUGCUGGUGAGGCAUGUGAAUACAAUCGUAGACGCAGCACAGAAGGGGAAGUUUGCUGCUGCUGUUGCUGCUGUAGCAGCAAAAACAGGUAUCGAUGGUGAGUGGGUGCAGCUGCGGCAUGAAGCAACACACCACGAGCUGCCUGCUCUGCAGCAGUUGCGAGAAGCUGCUGCUGCUGCGCUGCAGCAGCUCCUCAGCAGCUACUGGCUUCCGCAGCAAAACAAACUCAAGACCAACCUCAUAUCCUGCUACAACACCAGCAGCAGCAGCAGCAGCACGCACGCAUGCAGCAGCACCGAAAUCAAAACGCAAGCCAGACAGCCGGAGCAGCAGCAGCAGCAGCAGCCCAAGAUGGUGCAGAACCUUGCUGCAGUUGCUGCUGCUGCAGCAACCUCGAUGGCGCUGCCGGCGUUGUUCCGCAUGCUGCAGCAAGCGCAUGCAGAGUUGCUACUGCGUUCUCUAGUCUUCUCCAGCAGCAGGAACAGCAGCAGUAGCAACAGCAGCAAACGCAGCAGCAGCAGCAUGCACCACCCAUUGCCUGUUGUGCUGGUGCUUCCAAAAAGGCUGCGCUUGCGUCCGCCGCAUUGUCCCUUUGCUGGGGCGCUGCAACAGCAGCAGCAGCAACAGCAACAGCAACAGCAACAAAAGCAGCAGCAGCAACAACAGCAGCAGCAACAGCAGCAAGAAAGGACCGAUGCUGCAAUCUGCGCAGCGCAGCGGCUCGUGACCGCUUGGCGACGCAGGUGGGGUGUAGCAGUUUCCUGCAGCAGCAGCAGCACUAGCAACAACAACAGCAACAGUAGCAGCAGCAGCAACCGGGAGAAGUUAUCAUCGUUUGCUGUGCAGCCGGAUCAGCAGCACAAGCAGCACCAACAAAAACAGCAACAGCAAAAGCAGCAGCAGCAAGAGCAGCAGCAGGAGCAGCAACAAGGAGAUGAAGACUUGGCUCGGCAAUUAGUGGAGUGGGGGGCAGCUGCUAUUGCUGCGGAUGCUGCAGUAGCAAGGACGCUGCAUGCGCUGCAGGAGCGAGACGACACCGAGUUGGUGCUGCUGUCAUUUGCUGCUGAGUGCUGCUGCUGCUGCUUCAACCCGCAGCAGCAUCCGGGGUUAGUGCUACUGCUGCUGCGCCUGCUUGUUUCUACCACUCCUUUAUUUUCUACUCAGCUGCUGUUGCUGCUGCUGGCCAUCGCCACUGCAGCACCGGACCCUCUCAGCAGCAACGGCCUCGAUGCUGCUGCUGCAGCAGCAGCAGCAGCAAAGGAUACGAAUUCGCCGUCGCCUGCAGCAGCGGCAGCAGCAGCAGCAGCAGCAGCAGGCUGGGGCCAGCAGAAAUACACAGAGAGAAUUCAGAGGUGGUUGCUGCUGCUGCAUAAAAAAGCAGCAGCAAAAGAGCUCCUGGCUUCCUUGAGGCGGCGAACCCGUGCGCACUGCAGCAGCAGCAGCAGCAGCAGUGGUUUGUGCUGCUGCAGCGCAUGCACAGAAGAGUUACUGCUUCUGGCUAGCAGCAAUGUGCGGCAGUGGCUCCUGCUGCUGUCAGGUGGCCUAUCACUUGCAGGUGCUGCCGCACUGCAGCAGCAGCAACAGCAGCCGCUGCAGGGCGACGCAGCAGAGGCAGUUGCGCUUCACUUCCACUGCAACGAUUUGCUGCUUCGGCGGUACGCGGCCCCCUGCAGCAGCAGCAGCAGCAACAGACCGGCACCCCCGAAGAAGGGCUGCUCCGAACAGCAUGCUGGGGCUCCAAGAGCAGCGAAAGCAGCAGCAACAACAGCUGCUGGUGCUGCUGCUGCUCCUGUAGUGUGCAACAGCGAGCUUCGAGAUGCGGUGUACGCGGACCUGUGCGUUUUGUCUCCCUGUGCUGCUGCUGCUGAUCCUGCUGCAGCUUUAGUGCUGCUGCAGCAGGCAGUACUGAAGCAGAAGCCGGCUCAAGCGCAGAGGCAGCAGGACGAACAGCAGCAGCAACAGCAGCAGCAGAGUUCCGCUGAUCUACCGUGUCUCCUGCUGCUGGCAGAGCGGCGCAUGGCGACUGCGUGGGCCGUUGCAGGACAGCGAUUUGCUGCUGCUGCUGCUGCUGCUGCUGCUGGCCACACCAUCGCCAUCCUAAGAACACUCUCGGCCCUUGUCUGUUCCGCUGCUGCUGCUGAGGAGCAGCAGGAUCAGCAGCAACAGCAGCAGCAACAGCAACAGCAGCAGCAGCAAGACAGCGGCCUUACAGGGGCAUGCGUAGCACAUGCAGUUCCAGCAGCAACAGCAGCAGCAGGUUCCGCAGCAGCUGGAGCAACAGCAACGGGGCCCGCAGCAGGAGUUGCAGCAGCAGCUGCUGCUGCUGAUGCAGCAACAGGUGGGGAUGACGAAUGGGUUCAGCAAACGGCGGCUGCUUCUGCUGCUUCUGCUGCUGUGUCUCUGCAUCGCAUGACGGAGGCGUUGUUGCAGCAACAGCAGCAGCAGCUUGCUGCUUCUGAGAUUGCUGAGAAUAUUUCAAAGCAGCUGCAGGAGCAGCAACGACGCCAACACCAGCAGCAGCAACAGCAACGGCAGCAGCAGCAACAGAAUCCAGCAACUCUGUUUUCUGUGUGCUCUGCAUCUGUGGAGUUUGCAACAGCAGCACCAGCUGCCGCUGCUGCACCAGGGGCUGCACCAGCUGCCCCUUCCGCAGCAGUGCUGCAGCAGCUGCGGAUACACUGCAGCUGUGCAUACAGCGCCUUCGCAGCAGCAAAUAAGGCAGCUGCGCGGCUGCAGCAUCUGCUGCCAGCUGCGGCUACAACAGCAGCUGCAGCAGGAGUAGCAGCAGCAACAGCGCGCCGCUUGCUGCUGCCUCAGAAGUGCAGUUCAGAGGAGAGCAACAGCAUAUCGGCAUGCGCAGCAGCAGGGCGGGAGGCUCUUCGGGUUGCUGCUGCUGCUGCUUCUGCUGCUGCUCCGCACACGGAGGAAUAUGAAGAUGACGGAGCAGCAGUGCAGCUGCUACAGCCGUCCCCUGCUGUGUUAGAAAAGUUGCUGCGCCAUUCGUUCGCCUAUGAAGGCCUCAGCCCUCCACAGGAUGAUGCAGAGACUCUUCAGUUGCUGCUGCGAGCGGCUGCACCUUUAAAGAGGAGCAGCAGCAAGGCCCCUCCUCAGGGCAAAGCACCUGCUGCUGCUGCCGCUGCUGCUUCGGGCACCCAAGAUCCCGCUCCAGUUAGGGAGGCUGGGGCAGCGGCAGCAGCAACACCAGUUGAAGCAACAACAGCAGGAGCAACAGCAGCGACAGAGUCAGCUGUAGGCAUCGAGAGAAUAGCAGCAGCAGGUACUGACCCCCGCUCAGUGGCACCUGGGGUUCUGGACAAGCAGCAGCAGCAGCGGCAGCAGCAGCAGGUCGGCGGCGACGAAGGGGAGCAGCAGCAGAUGAGGCAGCGGCAACAACAGCAAGACCAGCAGCUGCACACGGAUUUUCUAUCGUUGCUGCUGCAGUCCCCAGCGCCUUUGCGGCGUCGCAGCAGUGGAGCCCGCCAGCAGCAGCAGCAGCAGCAGGAGCUGCAAGAUCAGUGUGCAUGGUGGUUGAGUCCUUUUGAAUUGUGA
This is a messenger RNA of Eimeria acervulina, 4209 nucleotides long. RefSeq lists its product as hypothetical. NCBI's taxonomy places the organism in Eukaryota, Apicomplexa, Conoidasida, Eucoccidiorida, Eimeriidae. The record is from RefSeq and is a predicted model, not a curated record. Gene Ontology annotation, biological process: maturation of LSU-rRNA; maturation of 5.8S rRNA. Bases 1 to 4209 code for a protein of 1402 amino acids. Gene Ontology annotation, molecular function: endonuclease activity. Gene Ontology annotation, cellular component: Las1 complex; preribosome, large subunit precursor. The transcript is spliced from 2 exons.